AUGAAUGCAUUGGCCCCCAUCAAGUUGUCGGCGAUGCAGCAUGCAGCAAUCAGGUUCUACAGCUGCGUCAUCGCGACCAGUAUGCAUCGCACAACUCAGCCAUACUUUCAACUGGACCAGCGAGAUGACGCACGUAUUGAAUCUGAUCCGUCACAUCUUCGCCUUUGGGUCAACAAGUGCCUCGUGCCAGCUGUUCAGAGAAGCCCUGACGUUCCAAGGGAUGCCAGAACGAUGGUGCUGCCCUUUAUAAACCCCUCUGGUUCCACAUACCCGAUCCCCCUCGUCCUUAAUUCUUCCCAGCGGUUUUUCGGUUUCUCUCUCGUGGCUCCGCCAGCAGACACCAUGGUGAAACAUAAGCAUCUCGAUCGCAUUCUGAACCACGUCUUUCCCAAAGAGCAAAAGCAAGAACACCAUCAUCAUCACUAUCAGCAAUGCCAGAACUGUACCAGCAAUGGCCCCUGCCAGGCACCUCAGGGGCCUCCCCAGGGGUUGCCGCAUCACCCCCAACAGCGGCCGACGCCGCCUGCCUCUCCUCCAGCAUCUGGACCACAGGCGGUUUUCGCUCACUUUAUUGUGGGCAAUGCGUACUCCAUGACUCCGCAACACUGGGAGACCGACAUAAUCGAAGCCUCAAAAGCGCAUAUCGAUGGUUUUGCGUUGAACGUGGCCCCCCAGGAUGACUAUACUGACCGGGUACUCCAAACGGCGUAUGAUGCCGCCGAAAGGAUCGGCAAUUUCUCCUUGUUCAUUUCUUUCGACUAUGGAUCUGGAGGCCCGUGGCCUGCAGACAGAGUGAUCAACACCAUCAAUGCGUACAAAAAUCGAAAGGCACAAUUCCACUUUCAUGGGAAGCCCCUGGUUUCUACGUUUGAAGGAGUUGCCAAUGCAGGCGACUGGCGAAGGAUCAAGAGUGUUACCAAUUGCACAUUUAUGCCAAAUUGGACCAGUAUGGGACCGCAGGGUAUCGGCAGCGUCCUACACGAGAUAGACGGUGCGUUCAGUUGGGAUGCAUGGCCUGUUGGGGCCCAUGAUAAGAACACGUCAAGUGAUUUAGCAUGGAUGAAGGCUCUGGCAGGAAAGCCAUACAUGAUGCCAGUUGCCCCUUGGUUCUAUACCAACCUUCCCCAAUGGCAUAAGAACUGGCUCUGGCGUGGAGAUGAUAUGUGGCACUAUCGAUGGCAGCAGGUUAUGGAGCUGCAGCCUUCGCUUGUCCAGAUUCUGAGUUGGAAUGACUAUGGGGAAACCCAUUAUAUCGGACCAAUUUAUGACCCUGGAAUCCCGGAUGGAGCGGCACGAUAUGUCCAGAAUCAUCCGCAUGAUGCGUGGCGGGAACUCUUGCCUUAUUACAUUGAUUCAUACCGCCGCAACUUGAUGAAUCCUCACAGCCAGCUCAGAUCCGCGUCCCCUGGCUUUUACAAUCCAAGGUACCCCAUGUCUUUCACAGAUAAGAUUGUCUACUGGUACCGAUUGAACCCCAGCUCUGCGGGAAGCUCCGAAGGCACCACCGGGAACAACCCAGCCGCGGGUCAGCAGGUUCUGCCACCUGGCCAAAUAUCUCAGGACCGAGUAUUCUUCAGCACCAUCAUAUCCCAGCCGAGUGAUGUAUAUGCUCAAAUCGGAAGUGAAUCACCGACAUUCUUCCGAGUGAAGACACCAGGUCUCAACCACUUUUCUGUGCCGUUCUACGGACAACAGGGCCCCGUCAGAUUCGGAAUCAAGCGAAAUCAUCAGGAAGUAGCAACCGCAACUGGCCCGCCGAUUACUGAUCAAUGUGCGGGUGGUGUUGUAGACUGGAAUGCUUUCGUGGGUUCCAGCAGCUAG
This is a messenger RNA of Aspergillus affinis, 1821 nucleotides long. RefSeq names its product glycoside hydrolase family 71 protein. Bases 1 to 1821 code for a protein of 606 amino acids. The transcript has 5 exons. Gene Ontology annotation, biological process: mating projection tip cell wall disassembly. Gene Ontology annotation, molecular function: glucan endo-1,3-alpha-glucosidase activity. The record is from RefSeq and is a predicted model, not a curated record. NCBI's taxonomy places the organism in Eukaryota, Fungi, Ascomycota, Eurotiomycetes, Eurotiales, Aspergillaceae.